Molecule: messenger RNA, 2320 nt
Organism: Chara braunii
Lineage: Eukaryota; Viridiplantae; Streptophyta; Charophyceae; Charales; Characeae
Source: the annotation of a GenBank genome assembly
UGUGGAGAAAACGCACGACGUGGAGAAGGUGUUAAUCCAACCAACCAAGCGGUCAGACAGAGCUAAGCAAGCAAUCUAAAACCCAUGGCAGCGGCUCUUGAAGAUGAAGAAGAACAAGGUCACACUGUGGGUCAACUUCUAGACUUUCGUACCGCUUUCGACGGAAGCGUGUUUGAGAAAUAUCAUGUGCUUCCUCUGCAACUGGCUACCCUGGAUGCAGGUGAGGUGGUCAAGAGGCCUCCCUUUAUUAAGAUAGGCCAAUUCCUACUGCAACCAGGAAAUCUUGACCUCCUGAAGGGUCAUCGUGAAGUUUUCAUGAAUGAGUUUGUGAAGUUUUGCAAUUCCCAAGGUACUGCAGUUAAUAUGUCAGACUGCCGUGACGCUGUGGAUGUGGCUGCUGACUACAUGUCUGUGUUUGGCCUCCUCGAGGAGGGAGAGGGGUCAGGGGAUACCUCUAAGGAUCUUCGAAGAAGGAUGAUGGGUUGUGAUGCCGACCCUUACAGUGCUCUACAGGGGGGUAUCGUGUUGGCUGUCUGCAUGGUGGAGUUUGCGCUUUCAGAUUCUAUGCGGCUGUUGGGACGAACGUUCUCGCGGUCAGGAAUAGAUGUCACCCAUGAGUGUGAUGAGACCCUAGCCAGGAAACUGUUUGACUUUUGCAGAGCUGGUGCUCUUUACAAGGACUUUAUGGCGAUCAAUACACUUGUGCAGCUCAUUGACUUUGAUCUGGUGGGAAUCGACGGUCAAUGCUUCUCGCUGCGAAUGAUGCUGACCAUCAGGCCUUACCUUUGUGAUGGCUGGUCCGUGGAUGUUAGAGAUCGUCAGAUGGGCACCCUGAUUGCGACAGGUGCAGGUGAGGAGUUGUUUGAUGCCAUUUUUGAUGGCUUACCUGAUCAUGAUGAGAUAUGUAAUGAGGUAUUCCGUGAGAUUGAUGGAGGUCGGACGGUGCUGAUCAUUCGGAAUGGCAAUGUCGUCAAAGAACGGUACAAGCCGCACGGUGAUGUCCCUACGGUCCUCACAAGGGUCACAACGUCAGCGGAUUCUUCUUCUUCUCGCUUUUAUAAGCUAGGAGAUGGUUGGGUGCUCGAUGAGGAUGAGGCUGUGCGUUUGUACUUUGAAGACUGUUGUUCGCGGGCCAUCAUCUCCACCUCAAACGUAGGAGAGGAAGAGAUGAAAUCCUUGUAUCAUCUCCGCCAAGCUUCUUUCGUAAAAGAGAAAGGAGAUUCUAUUUCCUAUUGUGGUAAAUCUGAGUUUGAGCGGUUACUGCCUGUCGCCGCUUCCCUCGCUUAUCUGUACGACGGCUGCGUGUCUCGGCGCGUGUACUCUAGCUUUGACUCAGUUGUUCAGCAUUUCAGGCUGCGCACAUCAUCGCAGCAAGAGUCGCAACAAAGGGAUUUCCAACAAAUUCAAAAGAAUUGCAAACGAUUCCACCGAAUCUUCAAGGGAACCUGCUGGGAGAGUUUGCCCGAAGAUUUGAUCGUGCGGAUAAUGGAGAUGGUGGUGCAGCCACCACGCCACAUAGUUCUACCUCCGAAGAGCGCUUAGACCAGCUCUUAGGGAAUACGGACCGCCAACCAAGGGGAGGGUCAAUGUGACUCUGUAGCAGCUGCAGCAGUUCAUAUCUGGUGAUAUGGCUGGACUAUGUCGGCAGACGUCCUUGUUACUGUGGUGUUAGGAAGCUGCGGGUACAGUUGUGCCGCAACUGCCCUGCUGAUCUUUCUUCCUCACCUCUCUCAGACUGGCAAGUUCACCUCCCCUGCUGCCACGAUGUUAACGGCCUCUGCUGAUUGUUCUGGCCCGUUUCUGCAUUCGAUCGCUCUUUCUUUCGUUUUCGUUUUGGCAGAAACAGUUACCCCAUCUAUUCCGUGGGACUGCAGUAUGGUUGCUGUCACUUGCUGAAGACGAGAUCGAAAGUUACUGUAGUAAGUUACUGUAGUAAGAAUAGACAAAGAGAGGUGAGGAAGAAAGCUCAGCACGGCAGUUGCUGAUUACUGGCAAGCAUAGAGUCAUAGACAAAGACAAGAUCGAAAGUUACUGUUGUAAGAAAUACUAAGAAUAGAAAUAGACUAGGAAGUGGAUCAUACAGCCUCCACCUCAGGCUCUAGACGCCUACAGAGGGCAUAUCGGCCCGGCGCCGACAUGGUCGCCCAAGGGAGAGACAUUAAUGUUCUUUCGUCCUGAAAGAAAGAUAUAGAAAGGACAGGAAAAAAAUCCUCGUUAGUACGGAUUCUAGAGAGGGGAGAUCAUGAAAUGGUGCUGAUGUUCUUGGUGUUCCUCUAGUAGCAGUUCUUUUGGGCUGUUGUAAUAAAAUAGCCUAACACAC